Paramecium tetraurelia is the source of this 1950-nucleotide messenger RNA. RefSeq lists its product as uncharacterized. The transcript has 3 exons. The record is from RefSeq and is a predicted model, not a curated record. NCBI's taxonomy places the organism in Eukaryota, Ciliophora, Oligohymenophorea, Peniculida, Parameciidae.
AUGAGUGGAUCAAUUUCAUCUUCAGAUUCAGAAGAAACAUCGUUUGUUUUAACAGAAUAAGAGAGAAUUUUAAAGAGUUCAAACAUAUUUAAACAGAAAGAACAAAGUAAUAACUAAUGUGCCAAGCAUCCAAAUAAAAAAGCAAAAUACUAUGUAUAAUGUGAUAAAACUAAAUAAUUUUGUUCUAAAUGCGCAUUAACUUUAGCUUUGAAAGGAUUAAAAAUUGAGGAGACAUAAGAGAAUUAGCAUGAAGUUCUGAGAUAGCAACGGAUACAUCGCUUUUAAGAACUAUUGUAACAAAUAAUGGAAUAAUGCAUAUAUAAAUCCUAGGAAUUUAAUAACAUAGAGGCAAUAUCAAGUAAAUAACUUCAGGAACAUCAGGAAAGUUGUUAAUAAUUCUUUGAUUCUGUUAUUUAGACUGCAAAUUAAUUAAAAUAAACUUACUUAUAGAAGUUCCAAAAUGAUCAUCAUAUGUUACUAAACUCUAUUCAAUUAAAAGCUACUUAAAUUAAGUAGAUUGAUGCACAAAUAAAGUAAUUCUAGAUAGAUAUCGAAAAAAAUCAUGACAACAUUGUUAAGAAAAUGGAUAUGAAACCUUUUGAAGACAUCAUGAGUCGAUAUGAAAAGAGAGUUCUUCAGACAAAAGAAUAAUUGUCUGAAUGCACUUAGGAAUUUUAAGCCAAACCUAUUAAAUUUGAACAAAGUCAGAUUUUGGCAGAUAUGAAUAAAAUGUGUUACAAUCUGUUAUUAUUAAAGAGUGAUGAUUCAUCGACCUCAGAUAGUCGUUCUUUAUAAAUCAAGUUGGAAAAUAGUCCAAAGAUCAGAUAGAAUACUAAUAAUUCUCCUGUAGAUAUGAAAGUGUUUGAGAUGUUAGAGGGAGAAGAUAUAUAUUAGAGUACCUAUUCUAAUCCAAUCAAGGAUCAUACACAAUCUCCAAUUAGAAUUCUGUAAUAGCAAUAAUAGUAAUCAUAAAUGUAGAAAUCGAAAUCAAAUACUUAUUCGAAUCCAACAUCCACCAUAUAAAACUCCAGAAGAGAAAGUAGAACAAAUACACCCGAGAGCUGGCAAUAAACAACUUACAAUCAAAAAAAUAAUCCUUUAAUUACUCCAAAUGAAAGAGAAAGCUAUAAACAUAAUAUUAGUGUUGGAGAAUAAUUGAAUUCAUAAAAAUGCUUAAACAAAUAAUUGGAAAUUAAUGAAAAAUAUUAUGUCUAAAAAAACGAAAAAUAAAAAACCUCUUCUGAAUUUGAUAAAAUUAAUGAAUAAAAUAAUUAGCAGUUAAUAAAUAAUUUAAGCUAGUUGUACAUGUAAAAAAAUAAUAAGGAUACAGAUAGGAAAAGUUUUGAAGAUGGAUAAUAAUUAACACCUAAACAUUAGAAAAAUAUGACUACUUCAGGUCCUCAAACCUUUAAGCUCAUUACUAAUCAUGCUAGUCAAAGAUCUUAAUACUAGUACCCUUAAGUGAACAAUAAUUUAUUUGAACAAAAAAGUUAAAAAGAAUUUUCCAAAACCAAUUAUGAUUCUUUGCCUAACCAAAAAUCAUUAACUCCACUUCACUAAGAACCUUAAUCGAGAAAUAAUUAAUAAUUAAAUUUAAAAAUUGAUAACCAUUAAAAUAGGAGAUCCAAUUCCAAACAAGCAAAAUAGCCUUCUUUUGAUUAAAUAGAGGGUAAAAGGUAGUUCAUCAUGGCUAACAUUAAUUCUUAACAAUAUACUUCAUAACCUAGUUAACAUGUUGCAAAUGAAGACACUUUAAAAGAUAGAAUUCUUAAAGAAUUAUGUAGCCAUCCUAGUGAAUCUAUAUAUAGUUAGGUCUUAAAAUUGAAUAGUUAACAAAAAUUAAAAAAUCAAAAGUUAAUCUCAAAAGAGAAUGCUGAACAAUCAACCACAGUUAGAAAUAAAAACAACAAUGGAUUUUUAUGUGUUAAAAAAUAAUCUUAUCAAUAAUGA